Molecule: messenger RNA, 4697 nt
Organism: Tachysurus vachellii
Lineage: Eukaryota; Metazoa; Chordata; Actinopteri; Siluriformes; Bagridae
Product: NACHT, LRR and PYD domains-containing protein 3-like
Exons: 11
Coding region: 398-3565 (1055 amino acids)
Molecular function (GO): protein binding
Source: RefSeq, a predicted model, not a curated record
UCUGUAUCUCUAAACACUCACUAGUUAACACAGGAACUCAACUUUGCUUUAAGGUGUUUAAUAGCAGUGAAUAUAUCACUGAUCUGAUCUAAGAACAGUUUAGACAAAUCAUUCACUGAGAGAAGAGUAAAAAGGACUGUGUAAUGUGGAGCAUAAGAGCAGCAUAGCUUUGUGUCAGUGAACUCUACAGGCUUUAAGACCCAGCUGAGUCAGUUAGCUGUGAUUGGGACUCCUGAUAUCAGUGUAAUUCCUGACUUAUGAGGCCUGUCUCCUGUUUGAAUAAGUGUACAGACUGGAUCUGAAUUAAAAAGAUGGAAUUAUUGGUGUUUAAUGAUGAACACAUUGUUUAACAGUGCUGAGUAUUAAUUAUUGCUGAUAUUUCUGUUGUAAUUCUAGAAUGAUGAAGAGAAAGAGAUCAGACUCACCAGAACCCAGCUGUGUGUCCAUGAAGAGUGACUGGUCAAUGGAACCUCUAUUUAACUUCAGAGACAGAGACAGUUCUACUGAUGUGAGAAUGAUGGAGGGAAAGAGAUCAGACUCACCAGAACCCAGCUGUGUGUCCAUGAAGAGUGACGCGUCAAUGGGACUUCCAAUUCACUUCAGAGACAGAGACAGUUCUUCUGAUGUGAGAUCACGAAAGAAGAAAACAAACAUCAGCAGAAAUCAUCUGGACUCCGUGUUCAAGGAGCUGGAACACAAAGUCAUCACUCUGAUAAAGAAUGAGCUGAAGAGGUUUAGGAAGCUCCUGAGUCCAGAUUACCCAGCAUGCACUGAGAGGGAGGUGGAGGAUGAGGAGGAUCUGCACAGUGUCACAGAGGGAGCGCUGAAGAUCACACUGCACGUCCUGAAGAACAUGAACCACACAGAUCUCGCUAACACACUGCACAACAAACUCUCCUCUGUGUCUCAGUCAAAGUUGAAGUCCAAGCUGAGAGAGAAGUUUAAAAGAAUUAAUGAAGGAAUGUCACAGCCUGGAAGCUCAACACUUCUGAAUGAGAUCUACACAGAGCUCUACAUCACAGAGGGUUGGAGUGGAGACGUCAAUAAUGAACAUGAGGUGAGACAGAUUGAGACCAUGUCCAGGAGACCAGCAACACAGGAGAAACCCAUCAAAUGUAAUGAUCUCUUUAAAGACAAGUCCAUCAGAACUGUGCUGACUAAAGGAGUUGCUGGAAUUGGAAAAACAGUCUCUGUGCAGAAGUUCAUUCUGGACUGGGCUGAAGGAAAAGCAAAUCAGGACGUCACCUUCAUGUUUCCACUUCCCUUUAGAGAGCUGAAUCUGAUGAAGCAGAAAAAUCUCAGUCUCAUUAAUCUUCUUCAUCAUUUUUCCACAGAAAAAAGAAAACUAGAAUCAAUAGAUUGUGACUCCUACAAAGUGGUGUUGAUCUUUGAUGGUCUGGAUGAGUGUCGACUUCCUCUAAAUUUCCAGAAGAAUGAGAUAUUGUGUGAUGUGACAGAGUCAGCCUCAGUGGAUGUGCUGCUGACGAACCUCAUCAAGGGGAAUCUGCUUCCCUCUGCUCUCCUCUGGAUAACCACAAGAGCAGGAGCAGCCAAUCAGAUCCCUCCUGAGUGUGUAGACCAGGUAACAGAGAUACGAGGCUUCAGUGAUCCUCAGAAAGAGGAGUACUUCAGGAAGAGGAUCAGUGAUCAGAGCCUGGCCAAUAAAAUCAUCACACACCUGAAGUCUUCAAGAAGCCUCUACAUCAUGUGCCACAUCCCAGUCUUCUGCUGGAUCUCAGCCACUGUUCUAGAGAGAAUGUUGGGUGAAGCAGAGGGUGGAGAGAUCCCCAAGACUCAAAUGUUCACACACUUCCUGAUCUUUCAGAUCAAACACAAGGACCAAAAGUACCAUCAGAAAUGUGACCCUGAUCCUCAGCAGACCAGAGAGAGUAUCAUGGCACUGGGAAAACUGGCUUUCCACCAGCUGGAGAAAGGAAACCUGAUCUUCUAUGAGGAAGACCUGAGGGAGUGUGGCAUUGAUGUCAGAGAUGUGUCAGUGUACUCAGGAGUGUGUACCCAGAUCUUCAGAGAGGAGUUUGGUCUUCACCGGGGGAAGGUGUUCAGCUUUGUACAUCUGAGUGUUCAGGAGUUUCUGGCUGCUUUAUACACGUUUCUCUCCUUCAUCAGCAGAAAUGUUACAGAACAUCAAACCUCUGAUCUGUCUGAUCUUUUCAGGAAGUCAAACAUGUCUGAUCUCCUCAGGAGUGCAGUGGACAAGGCCUUACAGAGUGAGAAUGGACACCUGGACCUGUUCCUCCGCUUCCUUCUGGGUCUCUCACUGGAGUCCAAUCAGACUCUCUUACGAGGCUUAAUGCCACAGACAGGAAGCAGAUCUCACAGCAAACAGGAAACGGUGGAGUACAUCAAGGAGAAGAUCAGGGAGAAUCCAUUUCCAGAGAAAUCCAUCAAUCUGUUCCACUGUCUGAAUGAACUGAAUGAUCAUUCACUAGUGCAUGAAGUACAAACUUACCUGAACAGAGGAGUUUACAGUCGUCUCAUUGGAAAUAGACUCUCUCCAGCUCAGUGGUCAGCUCUGGUGUAUGUGUUACUGACCUCAGAACAGGAUCUGGAUGAGUUUUAUUUGUAUAAAUAUGAUCCAUCAGAUGAAGGUCUUCUGAGGCUGCUGCCAGUGGUCAAAGCCUCCAGAAAAGCUGAGCUGUGGAGUUGUUAUCUGACAGAGGAAAGCUGUAGAGUUCUGUCCUCAGUUCUCAGCUCAAACUCCUCCAGUCUGAGAAUUCUGGACCUGACUAACAAUAAACUGCAGGAUUCAGGAGUGAAGCUGCUCUCUGAUGGACUGAAGGAUCCACACUGUACACUGGAGAUACUGAGUCUGUAUCGGUGUAAUCUGACAGAGGAAAGCUGUAGAGUUCUGUCCUCAGUUCUCAGGUCAAACUCCUCCAGUCUGAGAGAACUGGACCUGAGGGGCAAUAAACUGCAGGAUUCAGGAGUGAAGCUGCUCUCUGAUGGACUGAAGGAUCCACACUGUACACUGGAGAAACUGAGUCUGUAUCAGUGUGAUCUGACAGAGGAAAGCUGUAGAGUUCUGUCCUCAGUUCUCAGCUCAAACUCCUCCAGUCUGAGAGAACUGGACCUGAGUCACAAUAAACUGCAGGAUUCAGGAGUGAAGCUGCUCUCUGAUGGACUGAAGGAUCCACACUGUACACUGGAGAUACUGAGUCUGUAUGGGUGUAAUCUGACAGAGGAAAGCUGUAGAGUUCUGUCCUCAGUUCUCAGCUCAAACUCCUCCAGUCUGAGAGAACUGGUCCUGAGUGUCAAUGAACUGCAGGAUUCAGGAGUGAAGCUGCUCUCUGAUGGACUGAAGGAUCCACACUGUAGACUGGAGAUACUGUGGAUGUGUGACUGCAGUAUUACAGAUGAAGGUUGUGCUGCUCUGGCUUCAGCUCUGAGGUCAAACUCCUCAUCACACCUGAGAGAACUGAAUCUGAACAGUAAUAAUCCAGGAGAAUCAGGAGUGAAGCUGCUCUCUGAUCUACUGAAGGAUCCACACUGUAAACUGGAGACACUACACAUUAAGAAUAAUACACUCACCAGGUCUGGUGUAUGACAGGAGUCUCUGCUCAGACCUUUUUUCCAGGAUAAAGCAGUUAUGGUGGUGAAGCGUUAGAACACGUCCCACAUUUCCAGCAGUUUGGGAGCCGAAUCAUUCAUAUUCAGAUGUAGAAGAUCCAUAACAAUAACUGAAAUAGAUCAGUGUUACUGUUUCCCAAAUGUUUUUGUCACGGCACAGUUUUGAUUUAUAAAACAUCCCACGGCAGACAGCAAACCACUAAGCUUUAAAAUUAAUUGCACAAACACGCUUCAUUGUUUCAGAUGGAAUAUUAAAAGUGGACAUAAGCCUACAUUAAAAUGACAUUUAAUGUGAAAUUUGAGCUUAAGACAGGUAGGAAUAAGUUAGUUACUGCUACUACUACAGUUGCUGCUGAUAAAACAGCAAAUUUUGGCCACAUGUCAUUGCUGUCCGGCGGAAACCUCGUAUUUUUUAAAUAAUUAUGUGUCAUCAAAAUUGCUAUUAUGGCUUUAUAAAUGGUCAGACAAGUGCGUCAUUAUAUUAACAUUUUAUGUAAACAGCUUCAUCUGAGGCAAUAAGUGUAUCACAUUAGUUUUUUUUUUUUUCAACUUACAGGAUAUAAAGUUUAUUGUAAUCACUGUUUUUGUUGUUGAAUACAUGUGGACAAUAUGUCAUGAUGUAAAAGGUAAAACAGAACUUAAAACAGUAUUGGCUAGUACAACUACUGUACUUGGCUAGUAAUUACUGUACUUAAGUAGAAAUUUCACCUAUCUGUACUUUACUUCGCUAUUUAAAUUUGUCAACUUUCACUUUUACUCCACUACAUUUCCUAGAUAAAAUGUCUACUUUUACUCCAUUAUUUUCCACUAAGCGUCUUCGUUACUCGUUACUACAAAAUAAAAUCAGAAGAAAUGUGUGCGACUGCAAUAAGGUUUGGCGAAUCACUGCUCAAAGACUGCAUUACGCAGCUCUGCACGCUCUACGGAGAAGCACAGGCAUGCGCAGUCAGAGCUGGAGGCGUUUAUCUAUAACGUUAAUCGGCGGAAAGUCGCAAAGACGGCAACCAAAAGCAGUGAAAUUUCACUAUUCUUAUUACCAGAGUUGUAGCACAAACAAAAUAUUAAUGCAAACAAUCCAUUCAAUACUAAAUAAAAAUAACAUUUAUUGA